AUGGCUCUAGUGUUAGUGUCGCGGGUGGCAGCUGCUUGGAAGAAGAUUAACGGAUUUUUUAUUGAAUCAGGGGCUUAUGAUGGAGAACACUUGUCCAACACAUUAUUUCUUGAACGUUUUCGGAAUUGGACGGGACUGCUUAUUGAACCAAAUCCAUCACUAUUUUUGAAACUGCUGAGAAAAAAUAGAAAAUCAUUCGCAGUAAAUGCAUGCCUUUCAACAAAAGACUAUCCAUCGGUUGAGACAUUCUCUAGUGGGAAGGGUGCAUGUUUUGGGCGUAUAUUAGAUCACGAAGGAGAAAAUUUUCAAAACCAGACUUUUAAAGUGAAGUGUUAUCCUCUGAUUUCAAUAUUACAGGCAAUUAACCGCUAUGAAGUGGAUUAUUUCAGUUUAGAUAUAGAAGGUGCUGAAGAAGGGGUACUUAGUAAAAUACCGUGGGAGAAAGUAAACAUAAAGAUCAUUUCAAUAGAACACAAUAAAUGGCGUGGCGGUAAAUUGAACCUCAAACAUUUCAUGGAAAAGCGAGGAUACAAAUAUGUGAAAGAAAUAAGUGAUGUAGGUGUUGCUCCUGACUUGAUAUUUGAGAAGAAAACUCAAGACCUGGGUAACGGGCUAUAA
Ruditapes philippinarum (Manila clam) is the source of this 618-nucleotide messenger RNA. RefSeq names its product protein Star-like. The transcript has 4 exons. The record is from RefSeq and is a predicted model, not a curated record. Lineage: Eukaryota; Metazoa; Mollusca; Bivalvia; Venerida; Veneridae. The coding region runs from base 1 to 618 and encodes 205 amino acids.